This is a messenger RNA of Neoarthrinium moseri, 2436 nucleotides long. RefSeq lists its product as uncharacterized. Bases 1 to 2436 code for a protein of 811 amino acids. The transcript has 2 exons. Gene Ontology annotation, molecular function: DNA-binding transcription factor activity, RNA polymerase II-specific; zinc ion binding. NCBI's taxonomy places the organism in Eukaryota, Fungi, Ascomycota, Sordariomycetes, Amphisphaeriales, Apiosporaceae. The record is from RefSeq and is a predicted model, not a curated record. Gene Ontology annotation, biological process: regulation of DNA-templated transcription.
AUGGGACGCCGCCCGAAUUCCACCAUUGCGGCCUACUUCGAGCGCGGGCCCAAGCUGAAGGACAACAGCAAUCGCUACCCUCAUCGCUGCAAGGCAUGUGGCGAGGAUUUCCCCAAGGGCCGCAUCGACUCCCUCACCAACCAUCUAACAAAAAAAUGCCCCGCCAUCUCCGAGGCCGAGAGGGUCAACGCCUGCCUGUCCCUCGCGGGCAUGGGCAGUCCAGCCCGCCGCGCCCAUCAUGCCAGUGCCGCCGCCGCCCAUAGCGCCGACAUGAGCGCCUCGGGCGUCUUGCCCACCUCCAGCAGUGCCGACAGUGCGCUGUCGCAGACCAACUGGACCGCCCUCGAGACCCUGGCCGAGGUCUCGCGACAGAUCGACCUCAGCGAGAAGCACGACGAUCACAUUCCCAGCCCUCACAAUGCGCCGCACGAUGUGACACAGGCCCCCUUCGGGCACACACUCUCGGCCCUCGCCUCGAACCUCUUCGAGCCCCACGAGCAGUUCACUCUCGACAACCCGCCCAUGAGCUACGACAACCGGCCCCAGCACGAGCUGUCGGAAGACUUGCACCAGAAUCCCGAUCCUCGCUAUGAGAUGUCAACCGAAGACAAGCUGCGGAGCUUGCUCGCCUCCGCCGAUGACCACCCCAUGGAAACCAACCUGUCCAUGGCCGCCGCUGCGACAGCCCGUCUGAAUCCAUCCUUGAUGGACCCCCAGCUCCACCUCCUCCACCAAGAGAUCGAGAAUCACCAGCCGAGCGAAGCUCACACGCCUGCAGAGGUUGACGCCAGCGCCAUGAAUGGUCCGGACACAGAAAUGGGCGCGGCCCUACAAGCUGAUCCUACCAGCGACACGGAACCCGCUGUUACUGACGCGGAAAUGGGCAGCAAUCUCUCCUUCGCACCCAUUGUCUCCACCGGCGUCGAUGCUGGCGCGAACGUGUCUUUUGCCCCGAUCAUGUCUACAGGCGAAGAUGUAAACUCCGUGGAGGCGACCGCUCCCAACAACGAUCUGAUGAUGGAUUUCCGACAUGAUCAACGGCCGUCAACGCCAAACACCGGCGUGUCAUCCGCCGCUCAUGACUCCAUGGCAGCCUGGGGAGAAAUGACGUACAUCUCAGAGAAUCUGCAGCCACCUGCGACUGUCAGUGACCAAAGCCAACAGCUAGCCUACACCCUCAACAAGGGUGGGUUCAGGAUGGACACCUUGAGCCCCAACGGCACCCGCCAACGGCCCACUCGGGCGCGUUUCGAUCCAACCCGCAGGAAAGAAGUCCAAGAGGUCCGCCGCAUCGGUGCUUGCAUCAGAUGCCGUAUCUUGCGCAAGGUCUGUUCCAAGGGAACGCCGUGCGAGACCUGCCGAAAGGUCCUAUCCCCGCGGCUUUGGCACACGGGAUGCAUUCGCACAAGAUUGGCCGAACAAAUUGAGCUCUACUCGGCUGGAGUCCAGAUCGUCGUUGCGCAGAAACGCGUUAAUAGGAUCAAGAUGGAUUUCAAGCUGUCUAACACAGGUGCGACGAUUGUCGCCUCCCACUUUCAUGAAACGGGCCAUCAGAUUACCCUCCAGGUCCUCCAAGGCCUGCCCACAGAAACAGAGAAUCCUGAGGCCAAUGCAAACCCGUCGCCCGGUGCGACAAUCAUGAUAGACAAUGACAACGAGGAUGUCCCCGCUCAGGUAGAGACGUACAUGCGCCGGAUGCUUCCCGAGUUCAUCAACCGUGAAACAUCCUCUCACGUUCGUGUCACACUGGAAUGUGCCCAAAAGGUCGCGCACGACACAAAUGAUGAGCUACUACGUCGCUCUCUUGAGCUUUGGGGCCUCACAGAGAUCAUGGACCGUGAGCGCCAGUGGUCUUUUGUCGAGAAGACAGGCGAUGGGGAAUACCCGGAGGUCUGGCUUAAGGACCAGGUCUCUAACGGCAAUCAUGAGAAUGAGACUUUCACCACGUUCUGCACUCAACUCACUGCCGCCGCCGAACGGAAGGCAGCGCUUAUCAGCAAAAGUCUUCUGAACGGCAUUCAGCGCAACUUACAGGACGCCAAGAUCAAGCUUGGAUUCCCCAUGUUCCUCACCUGCAUGAUAUUCCUCAACUGCGUGGAAAAGAUGACCUGGUCUUUCAAAGCCUGGGAGGGAGAGGCUUUACGGCUUUCCUGGCCGCUGGAGAAGCAGCCAGCUGACUACUACAACCAGGGCUACCCGCUCUGCGACCUCUUGAAGAUGCUUCUCAACAUUCGGCAUAUCCUCCCAAAGGUCCAAUUCGCCGAUGGCGACCAGCCCAUCCAGGCAGACGAUGACGAUGAGACAAUCAAAAAGUAUUACGACGAUUUGAACGUAACACCCAACUUCUUGCGCAGUCGUGAAGAACAAUUCUCCUUCGAUCAGUCAGACUCGCGGUCACUGGAGUUCCUCUUCUGCUCAGCACUCCUCCAGUCCUAG